Messenger RNA from Tachysurus vachellii, 4253 nucleotides. It is a transcript of the gene tubgcp2, whose product is annotated as tubulin gamma complex component 2. The transcript is spliced from 17 exons. Gene Ontology annotation, biological process: spindle assembly; cytoplasmic microtubule organization; meiotic cell cycle. Bases 219 to 2876 code for a protein of 885 amino acids. Gene Ontology annotation, cellular component: gamma-tubulin small complex; spindle pole; centrosome. The record is from RefSeq and is a predicted model, not a curated record. Lineage: Eukaryota; Metazoa; Chordata; Actinopteri; Siluriformes; Bagridae. Gene Ontology annotation, molecular function: microtubule minus-end binding; gamma-tubulin binding.
UAUAUAUAUAUAAUUUAGGGGGGAAAAACAGUCAAAAAUUAAUUUAGAUUUUGCUUAGUUAACUUGUAGUUUACUGAUUCUUUAAUGUUAAUGUAAUGUAUGUAUGAUGAUGUGUUUAUUCGACUAGCCAGUGAGCUAGCUAGCAAUAGUUUCUACAACAAAAGUAGGCGAAUUUCUUAUUUAUUUUUAUGUCACUCCAGGAAAGAUAAAGUGAAGCCAUGAGUGAGUUCCGGAUACAUCAUGAUGUGAACGAGUUGCUCAGCCUCCUUCAUGUCAGAGGAGGUGAUGGGGCUGAAGUGUACAUCGACUUACUGCAGAAGAACAGAACUCCUUAUGUUACCACAACAGUGUCCUCACACAGUGCUAAGGUGAAGCUUGCAGAGCAUUCUAAAACCCCUGAGGACUUUUUGAGGAAAUACGAAGAGCUAAAAUCCAAAAAUGCACGCAACCUGGAUCCUCUGCUUUAUCUUCUCUCAAAGCUCACUGAAGAUAAAGAGACUCUCAAAUUUCUGCAGCAGAAUGCUAAAGAGAGAUCAGAAACGUCGGCAAACACGACAUCAAGUAGCACGACAUCUUUCAGUAUUCCCCCAACCAGUAGCAAGAUGUCAAUGCAGGAGCUGGAGGAACUGCGCAAAAAGCUCGGGAAUGUCACAGCCAGCUCCAAUGUUCCACAGUCUGCUGAGGUCACCCGCAAGCUACUAAGAGACAGACACAGCAAGAAGAACCCCACACAACCUAUUCCCGUCUUCCCAAACUGGGUGUAUGACAGACCUGCUCUGAUUGGAGAUUUCAUCACCAGCUCUGCACCAACAGGAGAUCCAGUCGUAGCUAUCGGUACAAUGCCGCUGACCGUGCAGGAGCAAGCCCUGGUUGAGGAUCUGCUGUAUGUACUGAUUGGAGUAGAUGGGAGAGACAUCACAGCACAACCUGUGCUUGGCAGACAGAGUCGCUCUUUUAUAAUAGACCCUUCUCUAGACAUGUCCAUUAAGGAGCUUGUGAACCGAAUAUUACCAGUGGCGUCCUGUUACUCCACCGUCACACGCUUCACAGAGGAGAAGUGUUCCUUUGAGUAUGGUCAGGUGAACCACGCGCUCACUGCAGCCAUGAGGACACUGAUGAAAGAGUAUCUCAUCCUGGUGACCCAGCUAGAGCAUCUUCACAGGCAGGGCAUGCUGUCGCUACAGAAACUCUGGUUCUACAUCCAGCCCACCAUGCGCACCAUCGAGGUUCUCGCCUCCAUCGCCACUUCAGUGGAUAAAGGAGACUGCAUGGGCGGCUCAACGUUAAGUCUGCUUCAUGACCGCACCUUUAACUUCACUGGGGACAGCCAGGCUCAAGAGCUGUGUCUCUAUCUGACCAAAGCAGCCAGUGUCCCUUAUUUCGAGAUGCUGGAGAAGUGGAUCUACCGGGGAAUCAUCAAAGAUCCAUACGGUGAGUUCAUGGUUGAGGAACACGAGCUUCAGAAAGAGAAGAUCCAAGAGGACUAUAAUGACAAAUAUUGGGAUCAGAGAUACACCAUCGUGCAGCACAAAAUCCCAUCUUUCCUUCAAAAAAUGGCAGAUAAAAUACUAAGUACAGGGAAGUACCUGAACGUUGUGAGGGAGUGUGGGCGAGACGUGACCUGUCCGGAUGCGAAGGAGGUUCUCUACACUUUAAAAGAGAGGGCGUAUGUGGAACAAAUUGAAAAAGCCUACAACUAUGCCAGUAAGGUCCUCCUGAACUUUCUUAUGGAGGAGAAAGAGCUGGUGUCACGACUAAGGUCCAUUAAGCACUACUUUCUGAUGGACAAGGGAGACUUCUUUGUGCACUUCAUGGACCUCACUGAAGAGGAACUGAAGAAACCUGUUGAUGACAUUAUCCCUUCUCGCUUAGAGGCACUGCUGGAGCUGGCUCUGAGAACGAGCACAGCCAACACAGAUCCCUUCAAAGAUGAUCUAAAGAUAGACCUGAUGCCCCAUGAUGUCAUUACUCAACUACUGCGUGUCUUGGCCAUAGAGACCAAGCAGGAAAAAGCCAUCAUCAACGCUGACCCCACUGAGGUGGCUCUCAGUGGCCUUGAGGCGUUCUCCUUCGAUUACAUCGUCAAAUGGCCACUGUCACUUAUAAUCAACAGGAAAGCACUGACAAGAUAUCAGAUGCUCUUCAGACAUAUGUUUUAUUGCAAGCAUGUUGAGAGGCUGCUCUGCAAUGUUUGGAUCAGCAACAAGUCAACCAAGCAAUACUCCUUACACUCUGCUAAAUGGUUUGCUGGUGCAUUUGCUCUCAGGCAGCGCAUGCUAAACUUCGUACAGAACAUUCAGUACUACAUGAUGUUUGAGGUCAUGGAGCCCACAUGGCACAUCAUGGAGAACAACCUGAAAUCGGCGUCCAAUAUUGACGACGUUCUCUGCCAUCACACCAGUUUCUUGGAUAACUGUCUGAAAGAUUGCAUGCUGACCAACCCUGAGCUGCUGAGGAUCUUUUCCAAGCUCAUGUCUGUGUGUGUCAUGUACACCAACUGCAUGCAGCGAUUCACCCAGAGCAUGAGGAUGGACAAUGAGCUAAACCGAUUAAGUCUGGAACAUGGCACCAUGGAGGGUCCUCCAACACUGAGUGAGCGCACUGAGGAGGCUGAGAAGAAAAGACUGGCCUCCAAGUUUUUAUCUGAGCAUGUCGAUUCCCUGCAGUCAGACUCAGGCUUUGAAGGCACCAUCAGUAAGUUUGACAGUAACUUCAGCACGAUGUUGUUGGACCUGUUGGACAAGCUGAGCAUUUACAGCACCAAUGACUGUGAACACAGCAUGAUCAACAUCAUCUAUAGGCUUGACUUUAAUGGGUUCUAUACCGAGCGUCUGGAGCGAAUGGCGAUCGAGAGGGGUCAGAAGGCUGCCACGUAGCAUUCAUCUACCCAAGGACCUUUAUAAAGUCCACAUCAUACAGCAAUAAGGGGCUUAAUGGCAUGUUCUGCCUCUUUUGUUUAAAACAAAUACGUUGUACCCGUCACAUCGAUUUAAAAGUAUUCAAAAGAUUUCCGCUGUACAUUUAAAUAACAGCUCGGCCAUGGCUGACUAGUGGUGUGUCUUUUAUCCUUCAACAGGGCAUGUAGCAGUGUUGUGCUAUAAUAUAAGCAAUUCUUUUUCUCUUUUAACCCUCAGCCCAACAAACACCAGUGUUAUUGUUGUAUCAUUAAGUUCAACUUAAGGAUUGUCCAAUGGCAAGAUUUGCUGAUUCCACAGAAAAUUAUUGCUAGAACUGUUACUUUGACCCUUGUUUUUUUGUAAGUCUCAGUAAAACACAGUAAUUCAUUACCUGAUGCUCAAACCUAGGGUUAAAAUAAGACAGAAUUAAAUAAAUACAGAAGUAAGAUACAAUUAGAGAUCAAUACAUUGAACAACGUGGAAUAUAAACCCUGUCAGAGGAAGUGUGCAAAUGUUGUGUUAUACUGUAUAUGACUGAGAGUUUGUGGACACCUGACCAUCAAAAACAUUUUUUUUAUCGUUUCUUUCUAAAUUUGUUCCCCAUAUUUGUUCUAAUGUCCUCCAAAGCAAAGGCUUUCCACUAGAAUUUGAAGACUGGUUUUGUAUAUAGCUGGUGGGUCAUGGAAAAAAGCCUAAGGUUCAGUCAGUGUUUCAGUUCAUCCUAAAGGUGUUCAGUGGGGUUGAUGUCACUCAAUCACUUGAGUUCUGGUACUCCAUCCUUUGCAAACUCUGUCUCCAUAGAGCUCGCUUUGUACCUUGCGUCAUCGUCAUGCUGGAACAGAUUUGGGCUUCUUCGUUCCAAGGAAAGGAAAUUGUAAAUCUACAGCAUACAGAUCCUCAUAUGAGAUCCUGUUCGACUGUGUACUUCCAAAUUUUUAGCAGAAGAACCAUAUAUAUGGGUGUGAUGAUCAGGUGUUUACAAUCUUUUUGUCUUGUAGCGUUUAAAUGCAACAGACAUUCAUGAAGUCCUAUAAAGUAUGGAGAAUGUAAAUGAGGCAAAAAUUUGUUUUGUGUGAAUAAUAAACCCAACCUUGGGAAAAUCUUCAUGAAUUUAUGCCCUGCCUGUUGUUAAAUAUUAAUAGGAUUCAUGUUCAACCAGGAAAUGUUCAAAGCUAACUAAUCCUUACGUUAUUUACAGCUCUGGGUGACGAGCAAUAUCCUCAAUCACGUAACCUAUAUCAUGUAUAUUUCCCUUAUUCUGAUUGACAAAAAUGUAUUGUAUUAUACAUGUUAGUUAUUUUUAAAAACAACCUUUAUCUGUAAAGGAUGGUGUUGAAUAAAGUUGUUUGAUUAGUG